GAAUAUCGCUGUCUUUCAAUGCAGACCGUCAAGCCUUCGGCUGAGACGCGUUAACAGCAUCCUUUGCUGUUAUUCAGCUCUCGCACCUCAAUGACACUAUUCAGUGUUAUGUCUUGCUUUUUUCAUGAGAGAUUAUUUUCAUAGACUUUGCGGAGUGUGUGUUGUUGUUUUCUUGUUUUGUUUUUUCUACAUAAAUUUGUACAUUUUAUUUUCUUGCCACCAUGGUGCUAGGAAAGGUAAAGAGCUUCAUUGUAAGCUACGACUGUCUAAAUGACAGCAAUGUCCCUGUUUUCUCAAGCGGGGACUCCGUCUCAGGAAGAGUUAUUAUCGAAGUCACCGGCGAGAUUCGCGUGAAGUCCCUUAAAAUUCACGCCAAAGGAUUUGCGAAAGUUCGUUGGACAGAAUCGCGAAAUGCUGGAUCCAACACUGCCUACACGCAAAAUUAUACAGAAGAAGUGGAAUAUCUGAAUCAUAGAGACAUCCUUAUUGGCCAUGAACGAGACGAUGAUAACUCAGAGGAGGGUCUCACCACUAUUCAUUCAGGAAGACAUGAGUAUGCAUUCAGCUUUGAGCUUCCACAAACACCUCUGGCUACCUCGUUCGAAGGGAAGCAUGGCAGCGUGCGCUACUGGGUGAAGGCUGAGCUGCACAGGCCAUGGCUUCUGCCCAUGAAGACCAAGAAAGAGUUCACAGUCUUUGAACACAUCGACAUCAACACUCCUCUCCUGCUGUCUCCACAGGCAGGCACUAAAGAAAAAACACUAUGCUGCUGGUUUUGCACCUCAGGUCCAAUCUCCUUAAGUGCCAAAAUUGAACGGAAAGGUUAUACUCCAGGAGAGUCCAUUCAGAUCUUUGCUGAGAUUGAAAACUGCUCCUCCCGUAUGGUCGUGCCAAAGGCUGCCAUCUACCAAACGCAGAACUUCUAUGCCAAAGGGAAGAUUAAGGAGAUCAAGCAAUUGGUGGCCAACAUCAGAGGAGAGUCGCUUUCUUCUGGCAAGACGGAAACAUGGAAUGGGAAGAUGUUGAAAAUUCCCCCUGUGUCCCCAUCCAUCCUAGACUGCAGUAUCAUCAGAGUGGAGUAUUCACUCAUGGUAUAUGUGGACAUCCCAGGAGCCAUGAACCUUUCUAUUAACCUGCCACUGGUGAUUGGCACCAUCCCCCUCCACCCCUUCGGUAGCCGUACCUCCUCUGUCAGUAGCCAGUGCAGCAUGACCAUGAGUUGGUUAGGCAUCGCCCUCCCUGAAAGGCCUGAAGCUCCUCCAGCCUAUGCAGAGGUGGUCACAGAAGAACAGCGGCACAGCUGUCUGGAAGUGCCCUCAGGGCGGGAGAACUUUGAUGGCCCUUUAUUCGCCUACAUCCAGGAGUUUCGAUUUCGGCCCCCUCCACCCUACUCUGAGAUUGAUCCACAUCCAGAUCAAUCCACAUCAACCAUGGAGCAGAGACAUGACAUCUGCCCAUCACGCUGAGAAAUGCAUGGCACAAGUCCAAAGCAGUUGGACUUUAGGAGCUUUCGUUUUUGUUUAUCUCCCGGUGACAAUGAUUGUUCACUAUGCUGUCACCACUGAGAGAAAACAUGUUUGGGGAAAAUCCAGAAGUAAGGGUGCAGGAAGUCACUCAAAUUACUUCACGCCCAACCCGGAGAGUCACAGUCACAAAGUUUGUCUGUGUCGAAGCCCAAGGAUGGAUGCACCCUUAUUGGACUAAGCCAGCAGAGCUUUGUCAAACUAGUUACUUUGCUCUAGUUUUUCUGUAAAGGCUGACAAAGAACUUGCAGACCUUUUCAGAGACCCAAAGAGAGGAAAACACUGCAACCAUAGCCAUUCACAGUACAACUGAGAGAAACCUAUCAUUCUCUUGUCUCAGUUUUGAUUUUUGCACAUUUCCGUUUUCUUUGCUUGAGUUGUGUGACUCAGUUUUAAAAUCACUGAUUGUUUUAUUUUUAGUUUUCAGCCUCUUGCUAUGUUCGACUAAGUGAUUGUAGGCUAAAAACAUAGUCUUGUUUAUCUGCACAAUGUAUGAACAAAGCAGAGAACAGAUUCGGAGGAAAAACAGACUGGAAGGACUGAUGUAAUGCACUGAUCUUGUUUAAGCUCUAUUGAGGGCUGUUUUUUUUUUUUUUUUUUUUUUCAUUAAUUGUGUUUCCUUACAGACACACACAGUAAUCUGUGCUUGGUAACAUGUAGUCUGAAAGCUCUUUGCAAUGUUGCCUCGUAACCCGAGUGUAGAUUUUGUUUUAUUUUCUCCUGUUCACAAGGAUAUUAUUUUAGAUUUUUAAUGUUGAAUGCCUUUAAACCAAUCAUCAUGGUUUGCUUGGUGUUAAAAGUGAUGCACACGUUUCUUGGUAGAUGAGCAACAGUCCAGCUCUUGCCACUCGUGUGUGCUCAAGAGUGGAGAGAUAAAACAGGGUGGGGCCCAGCCAGGCUGCCCUCAAAAGGCCUGAAGAGUUUCUGUUUGAUGUGUAUAGCAGUGUAGGCUUCUAUAUAGCACUACCUGAAAAAAGCACUCAGUCUCAGGUGAUUGCUUCACUUGCCAAAUAAUGUAAACAAGAAAUGGUGUAGAGUUUCAGUUGCACUGUUUAAGAAAGUAGACUAUGGAGGAAAAUCAGAUUCGAUAUUAAAAAAAAAAAAAAAAAAACAUUCAAUAAGAUGAAUAGAUAUGCAUAAAGAUACAAGGCAGUUUUCAAAGACUUAAUGGCAUUCCCUUUUUGUCCUGCUACACUUGCAGACUCCAUUUGCCAUAAUGUUUCUACCGACCAGUGAAGCUAGAUAUGACAGAGCACCUGAAUGAGAAAUUGAAAGCACGAUGGCACAAAAGCUUUAAAAGCCAAGCUGCAAAGCAAGAAGAGGACUCUGGAUUUUGACUCAAGUCAUGUCCAGAGAUAUCCGUAUCCAGUUGAAAUGAGUCAUACAUUUGUUUUAAAAACUCAUUCAACUACAAAGUUAGUCAAGGCUCAGAACCUGCAUGGCCUUACAAAGCACUUUUUACUUAAGUGAAACUGUAAAAUCUGCUUUUAUCUGGUUGAGGUCUGGAUACAUUUUGGCAUUCAACCAUUUACCAACAUAGAUGUUUCCAGCAGUGUUUGACUUGUUGAUUGAGUCAGAUCAAGUGAGGGAGUUUAUGAUUCAGAAAGUUUGUGGAGCACUGCACUGCACUUUGGGCAUAAACAAAGUGAAGUGGUCUUAACAUAGUUGCCUUGAUUAAGAACUGACCUCAACAUGCUUUAUCAUCUAUGUUAGCCUCACUAAUCAUAAUUUUAUUGUCUUUUAGUCUUAGCAUAUUUGGUUGAGGACAAAAAGGGUAAACCAAAACGUCCUUCAAAGUGAGGGUUGAUCAUUUGACAUGCCACUUUUGAUUUUAAUGGGUAAAACUCUAUUCAAAUAUUGGAUCUGUUGAUGAAUAUGGUCAUUUAGUGUUUGUUUUCCAGACAAACAAGCUAGAACAGUUCUGGUCCUCGUCUCGAUUAUUAUGGGAACAAUAGCUGUAGCACACCUCUAGAGAAAUGGGUAGUCCAUGUACUGAAGUGAUAAUUAAACAAAGAAGAAAACAAGCUGCUUCUCUUUAGUAUUUUAUACUUUGAAAUUGAACCAACUGAUGAAAGGAUAAGCUUAAACACAAAAAGACAAGUGCUUCUUUUUGUGCAUGGCCAAUUCCAUAGUAUCAAUGCUUGGCCUUCUGUGUAGUCCAGUGUUAAAGCUAAACUCUUGACUCUGUCAAGAAAGACCUGUAGUCUGAAUAUGGUAUGUUUUAGUGCAAUAUUUCUUGUUUUAGUUUAUUUUGUUUCAAUGGAAUUAUUAUUAUUAUUUCUUUUUUCAUUGUCCUUUUUAUUUCAAUGAUCAUUAUGAAUUAAUGUUCAUAAUGGUUUUAACUUUUGUCUUAGUUCUUUCUUGGAAAUAAAUAAACCUCCCAGAAAAUC
This is a messenger RNA of Myxocyprinus asiaticus (Chinese sucker), 3913 nucleotides long. RefSeq names its product arrestin domain-containing protein 3. Gene Ontology annotation, cellular component: cytoplasm. The coding region runs from base 222 to 1466 and encodes 414 amino acids. Gene Ontology annotation, biological process: protein transport. The record is from RefSeq and is a predicted model, not a curated record. The transcript has 8 exons. Lineage: Eukaryota; Metazoa; Chordata; Actinopteri; Cypriniformes; Catostomidae.